ACCCUUUACUCUUAAAAAAAACAAGUAUUCUUCAGCUCCCUCACAUUUUUGGGUAGAGAGCUCUUCGUUUCUGUGGUCUAAAGUACUCUAACAAGGUUUACUCUCCACCUCCAGGCUCCAGCAUAAGUUUUGGUGAGUCGACUAAAGUAGCUAUCUUUGAUGUCUGGGUUUCAUUUUGGAUUACAGAUCUGUUCAGCUGUUCUCAUCUCUUCGUGAUCCCGAUAUUCAGGUUCACGAUUGACAUACUGUUUCAGAAGCAGACUUCAUUCUAAUCCCUAUCCCCUAUUUCAACCAUCUUGGGGUUAUGCCUUACUUAUUUGCUCUUUAAUUUUCAUCUAUCUUUAAUUUAUGGUGAGGAAAAGGAGAGAUCGAUUCAGUGAGCUUCCGGUUGAUUUACUUGACAAGAUUUUAGGAUGCAUGCCCAUUUUGCACGCAGCUAGAUUGGCUGUUUUGUCUACUCUCUGGAGAGAUGCUUGGUUCAGUCUUACAGCACUCGACUUUGAUGAUGGCUUCUCUCGUCACAUAAGUGACAAGUAUAAUGCACACUAUGCUGAUAGUGAUAGAAGGACACAGAGAGCAAUAUAUGACAAUGAUAACGUUGAUAUCCUGAUUUCUAUGAGUUUUUAUAUAAUCAACAAAGUGCUGAUGCAUCACAAUGGACCGAUUCACAAAUUUUGCUUUGGAGUUCACAAUUUUGAGCGCGAUUCACUUGGGUCACGAGUACUUGACAUCUAUCAAUGGCUCACAUUUGUCACACAAAAAGGUGUUGAAGAAAUUCGCCUCAAUUUUGAUAAAGAUGACGGAUUCUUACUACCAAGCUGCAUCUUUUCUUGCAAAACUCUAAGGAAGUUGCGCCUUUAUGGAUCAUCUUAUGACACAUUAAGUGCCCCUUGUGUGUUACCAAAUUUCACUUCACUUUAUUUUGAUGAAGUUGAAUUUGAGCAUAGUGGUCAUACAAUUGAUGCUCCCAUGCUUGAAAAUCUGUCAUUUUUCUCAUGUUAUGAAACGUUGUUCCAUUUUAACGUUACUGCUCCAAGACUUAGUACGUUAACAUUUCAAGGUUGUUCCUAUGACCGAAUCAAAGGUAAUCUUCCAGUUAAAUACUCGACUUGGGAAUCUGUUAGUACCCUUGUUCUGGACGGCUACACAAUUGAGGUAUGUUAGCCUUAUCUUUAUUUUCCUUAUCUUUUUCUCUUUUUGCAUAUGAUAUCAUGGAUUGAUUCAUGUUAGCCGACCCCGAAAUCUUUUGGGAGUAAGGCUUGAAUGUUGUUGUUGUUGUAUCUAACAUUUCUCUUUCCUUUCCAAGAAUUUUUUUGAACCCCUUAUUACUACAAGGGGGCACCACAACAUCUGUCUCAACUACUAAAUGUGGAGUACUUGAUGUUGCUUGAAGACCCAGUAGACUGCAACAUUGAUAUGCUUUUCGAAGUAGAGCAUGAUAUUUCUCUUACAUUCAUUCAUGUGCUGCAGUUAUGCCCAAAGUUGUGCAAACUUCGUAUAGAUGUAUCGGUAAUCUUAUUUUUUGGGAUAAAUAGGUCAUAAAUUUCUAGUUUUUCCCUCGAUUAUAUGGCAUUUGUUAAUGCAUGUCUGUUGUGAGUUUUAGUGAUUGAUGAGUUCAAUUUUUUGUUUGGUUUUGGGUAGCUUUUUGAAGUGAUGGAAGGUUGUUUAGGUACGCCGUCAGAAUAUUCAGGGGAGCUUUUACGUGUGGCUCAAACACUUAACUUCCUUCACACUUUGAUUUUGAGUGGCCCCAACGUAAGGACUAGUGAGAUUUGGCUCUCUGGGAUCAAGAGGUUACUUGCAUGUUUCCCAACACUUCAGAAGUUUGUCAUUGGAACUCACUUCAAUCUCAAAACUACAAAGGAAAUAUUGCAUUAUCCUCGUGCCUCCCCAAAAGUCGAAAUAUUUUUCAUAUAAAAAAUGUGUCUCAUUCUAAUGAAUUUAAUGUAGAUGUUGAUUUGUAAUUUAUUUGUUCAACAAUGCAUAUUUUGUUAAUAUGAGAAUUCUAAUAUCGCGUUUGAUAUAUUCAAAACAAUUGCCAUCUUCUGGCCUAAGAUGGAGACUGUAUUCUUGUCCAUCAGUUUGCACCAUUUGGGAUCAUGCAGUCACACUUAACUUAGUUUUUGUUUCUAUUGCAUCUAUAAGUUAUUUUUUUAAUAAAG
Messenger RNA from Cuscuta epithymum, 2162 nucleotides. NCBI's taxonomy places the organism in Eukaryota, Viridiplantae, Streptophyta, Magnoliopsida, Solanales, Convolvulaceae. The record is from the annotation of a GenBank genome assembly.